AAAAAUUAGCUUGACGCAAUAUAAUUGAUUGACAGAUGUUCAAGUGAUCACUCAUUUGGUUGAGAGUUUGUAAUAAUACGGAGGAUUAGUUUUGCUGAUGCAGAGUAAGUGAUUGAGACUGCAUCACACACACUCAAUUUUCACAAAGUUGGGAAGAGGAAUUAACUUGAAACUCAGUUUUACUCGUCGUUGCUGUUAGCCAAGAUGCGAUUCGCUACAGUGUUGCUUGUUGCCGUCGUUUUCACAGUGAUGGUGGAAUUAUCAGAAACAAGAGGACGUGGUGGUGGAGGUAGAUCUGGAGGUUCCCGUGGCUCAAGAGGCUCCAGUCGAUCGAGAUCUAGGUCUGGAGGGUCCAGCUCAAAACCUAAAAUCACCAAGAACACACCAAUCAAAGCCACCUCAGUUCGCUCCCCGGUGAUUGUCAAACAAACUAAACUGGGUUCGCGUUCAAGCACGUUCAAGAAAGUUGUCGUUGCCUACUUGGUGACCCGCUACGCGUUCAGCAGUGCCCCAGUCUAUCGGCAGGGAUAUCCAAUGUACCGGAGUUAUGUCUCCAUCCCGAAAGAAAGAGCAGUGAGGGUUACCUAUGAGAGAGAAAGGCUGCUGGAUGAUAAAGGAGAUUUGUGUUUGGAUAGAUCAGCAGGGAGUCAAACUAUAAAGGAAGGAAUCGACGACAACUUGGUUAACUUGACAACUACAGUGAAGUACAAAAACGGAGAAACGAAAACACUACACAGGGUCAACAAAACAGUGUCGCUGGAAGACGUCAAGGAUCAAGACUUUGAAGUUGUAAGCCUCGCCACUUACAACAUCACGAUUGUGACGAGAACAACUUGUACACAGGUCGAGAAGACCGUCCAAGGUACGAUGGUUACCAUGUACGAGACAAAUCCGAACGGCUCAAACAGGCUGAACAUCAACAACAUACUUCUCUCAGUUGUUAUUAUGUUGUUUGUGUUUAUGAAUUAACGUGUAUUUCGUUAUUGAAUCAAGAGGGCUCAUGUUUCGCUAGUAUUAAUAUGUUCAGUGAUAAUGAUAGUAAUGAACAUCAAAAUAGCACUUUAUUUGGCUUUUAGAUUGCUGAAAUCUCGAGCUUAGCUUGGAAAGUCCGUAACCGCUUUUUACACUUCCAAGUAUUCAUCCAUAUCAAUUAUUAACGACCCUCAAAUGAGGAUGUUCUAGAAAUAUAGGUUGUCUAAAUUUGUAUUU
Pocillopora verrucosa is the source of this 1209-nucleotide messenger RNA. RefSeq lists its product as uncharacterized. Lineage: Eukaryota; Metazoa; Cnidaria; Anthozoa; Scleractinia; Pocilloporidae. The record is from RefSeq and is a predicted model, not a curated record.